Messenger RNA from Chondrus crispus (carragheen), 2469 nucleotides. RefSeq lists its product as hypothetical. Gene Ontology annotation, molecular function: protein dimerization activity. NCBI's taxonomy places the organism in Eukaryota, Rhodophyta, Florideophyceae, Gigartinales, Gigartinaceae. The record is from RefSeq and is a predicted model, not a curated record. The coding region runs from base 1 to 2037 and encodes 678 amino acids. The transcript is spliced from 2 exons.
AUGCCACACACUGGCCCCCUCCGCCUCCUUCUUCCUUACUCCGUACUCGUUCCUCCGCCCUCGUUCCUCCGCCCUUGUUCGUCCUGCCUCUCACUCUUGACCGUCCCUGCUCCUGGGGUCGUCCUGCGCUCGGGGCCUCCCACGGCAUCCGCGUUACCUUGUCAAAUCCCUCUUCAGUUACGCACGCCCAACGCCCCCACUCCCCGCUACCGACAGAAACGACUUCGUCCGACGACCCCGCUCUCUUUGGCAAAUUUCUGCCAGCAAUCUACACCCUGCGUUCCAGCCGAUCUUGGCUCUUUCCGGUCGACUUUCGCGUUCCUAGCUUUUAGCUUGUCUCAUUUGCCAGUCCCGGUCUCGCUGCAUUACAACGGCCGCCUGCUCCGUCGUUUUCGGGAACGACAAAUUGUACACACCCACCAACAACUUCCAUUUUCAACCUUUCUGUUUCUGUCGUUUAGGCGCAAAAGCCCUACUCUACCGUGCACUCGCUCUGGGUGCGUCCUCGCAUCCUUGCUCCCAAGACGGCGUCUCCACACACUUACCUCCGUCUUUCCUUUGCAGCCGCCCCGUGGGCGCACUCAAGUAGCCAUGGAAUGGGUUAGUACUCGUCCCGAUCCUGCACAUUCCCUGCUUCAAGAAUUCUCCCCCAGGCUCAAUCUACCCUAUGCUUCCGAGUUCUCAACCCUCGAGACAGGCCUUCUCGCAACUGGUUCUACCCCAGCUGUCGCCGGGGAAUGGCCACUGCCCCAUGUGUCUCGCAAUUCGAAAAAUGACUUUCAAUACGAGAUUUCUUUGUCUGCGGGUCCCGAGUUUGAUACCGAGUCGGCCGAUGGAGGGGAGGAAAGAGAAGCGAUAGAUGAGGACAAUGCUAGUUCAGAUUUAAAUCUCGCCAGCGCCAGUGAGGACACAAGCGUUGGAGUGGAUGCUCCUUCUGGUAGUGCGAAGGAACGAUUUGCAGAGCUUGAAGAAGUGCGCACUUCGCCUUUCAUGUCUCCACUAACUCCCGAUAGCCUCGUUCGUGGACCCGAAGAUGACAAGAAAAACGCCAAAGGAGUUCGUCACAGCGCUGGCUCGGCAACUGCCGUUGUGUCUGCGAAGGGUGUUCCGUCAUCAAAACCGGCGACGUCUCAGAAACCGGGCAGAAUGAUUCUGAAGAAGAAAUCCGCGACUACGUCCAAGAAGGCAGCUGGCAAAGGAAUGUCUAGUUCGACUCCAACGAUAUCCACGUCGCAGGGCAACUCAGGAGGGCAAAGUGGGGCUCUGUCUCAUACCAAGAUGUGCAGAGAUCGUCUAAACAACAUGUUUGAACGCUUACGUCACACUUUACCACCGGCUCCAACUGGGGUGGAAGUGAAACAUAAGGCACAAGUUUUAGAUUACGCCAUCGCGGUUCUACACGGCAUGGUAGACAGAACCGCACAGCUAGAAAUCGAGCUCGCUGUGAGCAGCAACAAGGCUACAAUGGACUGGAUUUCCAAGCUCGUAGCCAGGACGGAAUCGUUUCCAGAAGCCGCAGAAGAAGUAAUGAGACUGUUUGCGAGACGUCGCUCUUGGAAGCAUGCUGAACUGUGGGUGGCUGGGAAGAGAUCCAUGCCCCCAGAUGCGAAUCUGGAAGAUUCUACUAUACUCACCCUUUGCACUUCGAUUUCAAAUGACGUUUAUGGUCAAGGCGCCUCUAGUCUUGAUCGUUUCUCAAAGCAGUCGGAGUCUUACUCGUUCAAGGCGAAUGAAGGAGUACAGGGCCGGGUGUGGUCAGCUAUGCGCCCUGAAUGGGUGACUGGACUGACAGACCCAAAGAACUUCAAGAGAUGCAGUUUGGCUCGCGAGCAUGGCGUUAAGGUUUGCCUUGCUGUGCCCGUGACCAUAACCGGAAAAAUUGAAGCUGUGAUGUGUUUUUAUGACGUCAAGCACCGUCCGUACGAUACUCAAUGUCGGGAGCUUGCCAUGCGGCUUGCGUGGGCUCUGGGGAAUGCUGUGGGUGGGAAACGGGCAAAAGUGAAUGUACUGACGGCGUCCGGUACUUCAACUACUUGAUGGAUGUUUAUUGAACCGCACGGCAUAGUGUUCUGUUUCUGGCACGGCAUCGGUUGUGGAGUGCACUCUUACACACACCAAAUCAUUUGCACUGUAGUGGGGUUGACAUUGUUUAUGGAAGUGCGACUGCUAUGUACGUUAGUUUUGCGUUGUUCCCUGACUCGCUGAUUUAUUCCAGCGCAAUGGCCGAGAGCCUUCUGGUGGCCUUUUACCAAACCAGGUGUAUGGGUUUCGGACGUGAACAAGAAGUGUUAUAGCCCAGCCGGAGGACAGAGACCCCUUGACUGGAUCUGCCAAUGCGGUUAGCGAAAUCCCAUUGCUUUCUGGAUGUAGUGCCUCUGAGGUUAGUACUGUAAUGAGAUAUUGAUCGUUGCUGCUUUCCUAUACACUGUAUAUUACAAUCAAUAAAUGAAGAGAUUUUCAGCUUUGUGU